Molecule: messenger RNA, 2046 nt
Organism: Puccinia triticina
Lineage: Eukaryota; Fungi; Basidiomycota; Pucciniomycetes; Pucciniales; Pucciniaceae
Exons: 3
Coding region: 1-2046 (681 amino acids)
Biological process (GO): regulation of DNA-templated transcription
Molecular function (GO): DNA-binding transcription factor activity, RNA polymerase II-specific; zinc ion binding
Source: RefSeq, a predicted model, not a curated record
AUGGCCGUACCCGGCGAUUCUCUGAGGUUGGACGCCAAAGCCGUCUUUCAUGGAGGCACUCAGCAGCAUUACAGAACGCAAGCCAAUUUCGACGGAAAAGGUAUACUCGGCCACGGGCCGGCUGGUUAUGGAAACCCCAUCACCGCUGAGGGAAACUACCUCAUUGCCUCACCCUUCUCCCAUCUUUCCAUAUUCUACUUAGCUUACUACCGCACCCAAUCUCCACUUGAGAUGUCACGAGCUUGUGCUCGCUGUUGCGAAAAAGAAGUUACUUGUACCUGGAAAAAAGCCAGAAAAUCCAAGAAAGACGGCCAACCUUGUGACCGCUGCAUCAAGGCGCGACAACCAUGCGACGUCUUCGUGUAUUCAUCCGACCACACUCCCUCCGCGGAUGAACGUCCCGCCACCUCGGAGUCGGAGUCAGCGAAAGAAACCUCCGAUGUCACUCAAAGUUCAUCUCCCCCAACUCAUCAAGCGGGUCCAUCAAACCCUCGGGCGCGCGCACGGCGGAGCAGUCGCCGUCAGUCGACUUCUCAGGCGGCUGAAGAAGGUCUGAGACCUUCCAGUGUGGCUUCUCACUCCAGGCGGGAACGGCCUCAGCACGAAAGAUCAGAAGAAGAGCGUGCAGCCUACCAAGAAUCAUUGCGUGCUUUGUUACGCGAUUGCAGUGCCUUAGUACCUACGACCAAGGAGGAAAAAAUGCGACGUUCCAAACGACCCGGUCAACCACUUGAACAGGAUCAAGCUCGUCAAAAACUGGCCAAGACAUACCGCACGCGAUCUCAAAUGGCUCCAAUACCACUUCGGGGCCCGCAACCUCUGCCAGCUGGCGUAAAACCAGAGCGACCUCAGGCCCAAGGAUCCAGUCGGCCCUCAGGUCAACCAGCUGCUGGGCCCUCCCGGCCUGCAACGAGCAAAUUGCCACCCGCAGAGAGCAGUAGUUCACCAUCUCGCGAGCCUGCCUUCCAGCCACCCCGGCCUGCCAUUAAGAGUAAAAUACCCAAGUCCAAGGUGGCGAAACCAGAUCUUGAACCCCACACCCAGAAACACACCUCUCACCAGCCAGCCCCUGGUCCAUCUCAGCCUGCAGUGUAUCACAACUUGCCCAAGUUUAGAAAAUUGAAGUCGUCAUCUCACCUGCCAGCCCCUCGUCCCCGUCACACCCAGUCUGCAAUUCAGACUUUCAGAUCAGCUGCCCCCAUGCCACCUGCUCCUCCUCCUUCCCUUCACUUUGUGCUCGGAUCCGUGCCAGCGCUCCCAGGAUGGAAUUGGGAGCAUGAGUAUGAAACUUCUCCAACACCCCUCACACUUCGCAGGCCUGCUCGCCCUCCUGCUGCCAUGCCUUCUGUGCCAAAUCCUCCAGGACCAACUCGCGGACGCUACCCGGCAAAUUCUUCAUCACCUCUCUCUGUUUUCGGACAUGGUGUUCCGCCUACCGGUGUUACCGUACGCCGACCGCCGCAACAGGUCCCACCACAAUCUCCGGAGCCCGUUAUCGAGACUUCUCCAUCGCCUAUCCCAGUACGCAGACCGCGUGGAUCUCGUCGUCCGACUACUACUACCACGCCCAUCGACAGCCCCCCUGUCCUUCAAAAUCAGCCAAGCGUUUCCAACCCCAGACCGCCGUCUCCUCGAGGACCUGAAGUAGCGAAUGUCCUCCACCCUCAGACAACCACUUCCAUGGUUGGUCGUGCGGAUGGCGCAGAGAUAAGUCAGCCCGCAGAGCCUCCUCUUCCUCAUCCAAACCUUCCCGAAGAGGGUCAGCCCACUGGAGACCCUGGAACUCCAGCAUUUGUGGCCCGCUUCAAUAGACCUGCUGUUAACGACCCAGCAGCUGGUGAGCUCAGAAGAACCCACAGAGUCAUCCCCGAGUCACUGGUUCAAGCAACCUAUGAGAGAAUCCACCGUACACUCGGAGAACUCUUUCGGCUUAAUCCUGCCCAGUCCAUUGAGGAGCGUAAUGACCGAAUCGCCGCUCUUCGGUACAUCUUCGACGAGUUUCAUGUUCUAACAAGCUCAUCUUUCGAUGCCCUAUGUGAUGAUUGA